This is a messenger RNA of Drosophila guanche, 5243 nucleotides long. Its product is annotated as ATP-binding cassette sub-family A member 17. NCBI's taxonomy places the organism in Eukaryota, Metazoa, Arthropoda, Insecta, Diptera, Drosophilidae. The record is from RefSeq and is a predicted model, not a curated record. Gene Ontology annotation, cellular component: intracellular membrane-bounded organelle; membrane. The transcript has 11 exons. Bases 7 to 5223 code for a protein of 1738 amino acids. Gene Ontology annotation, biological process: lipid transport; transmembrane transport. Gene Ontology annotation, molecular function: lipid carrier activity; ABC-type transporter activity; ATP binding.
CUGAAAAUGGCUUACCGAAUAUUUUGGAUUCUAGUUUUGAAAAACUUAAAAAAACAAACGAAUAAAAAAUCGACCUUAAUUUUUUCUAUAUUUUUCCCCGUUGCAUUCUCGUUCUAUCUUUUACUGAUUAGUUCCUCGAAUAAUGACAUUGUGAACGAAAAUAUUACCAAAUUUGAUACAAUCAACCUUAAAACCAGCUGGAAGAACCUUGUCGAAAAAAUCAAUUUUCGACGGGAAAAAAUGGUUAAAGAACAAGUUAACUUUCAGAGCAACGUAUUUAUGCCUGAAAUAAGGGUUGGUUUUGCACCGAAUACGACAGUUGGUAUACAGAAGCUCAUGAAAAGCGCAUUGGGAGAGUUAUCCUUAGCAGGAGAUAAGAUUAUCGGCUUCGAAAAUUGUGAUAUUUUGCGUAUUCAAGCUUAUACUCAGCACCACAUUGCAAGUGUUUGCUUCCACAAUAUUGACGAAUCGAAGAGUGGCCUACCGCUGAAGUUAAACUUUGCGAUAAUAAUGGCAUCGGAAUUCCGUAACUAUGAAAAAACAUGGCUUGGUGACAACUGGAAAUUGGGAAUUUCGUAUAAUCGUCAUAGUUUUGAUGAAAGAGAAGCACAAGACGAUGGAACCACGGGAUACAUACGUGAGGGCUUUGUCCCUCUGCAGUACUAUAUUAGCUCUGAAUACUUAAAAAUCGCGUCCGUUGUCUCGGAAUUACCAGAGGUAUUUUUGCGACGCUUCGAUGCUGCUGGAAAUGGAUUUAACAUACUUGGUAAAGUGGACACGUCGGCUAUAUUGCUCUUCCUUCUUGGAUUCAUAUAUCCUGUUACAAUGCUCACCAAGCAAAUAGUAGAGGAACGUGAGCUUGGCCAAGUUUUCCUUCAGAAAGGUACCAAUUUGGGAAAGACAUUAAGAAUUGCAUCUUGGUACUUCAGUGGACUCUGCCAGUUCCUAGUGACUUCAGUUCUUAUAACUGUUAUGCUUAAGAUUGAGUGGAAUGGAACAUCGACGAGCUUGAGUAAAUGCCCUUGGUAUAUAAUGCUCCUGUUCAUAUCAUCAUACAUGUUCGCAGCUGUUGGCUUUGCCAUUUUAAUGUCCGCCAUAGUCCACAACACAAAAUUAGCUCUUGUCUCCGUGCCAAUAUGUUGGAUUGUAGUGCCGCUGUCUUUUUUGUCGGAAAAAACGCUGGAGUUAGACAAUUCAUAUCUAACUUCAAUACUUCUAUGCAAUGUGACUAUGAUUCAAGGCUUACAGAAGAUGAUUUACUUCGAGGGAUAUCCCUCGAUAUUGGGCGCUAGACAAUAUCUCUUCUCCACAGUUACCGGCAGUGAUAUUGAGCUUUUAACAGUUAUCGGAUGUUUCUAUUUUCAGGCCUUUUCUUAUGUGUUGCUGGCUCUAUUCGUGUCUGAUUAUACUUUUGGUUGGUUAAUUCAUUUUCUUAAGUAUCGAAUUCUGCACGAGUUUUGGAUUAAUUUCAAAAAGUCAGCUAAACUCAAAAAGACAAAAGCCCAAGAAGUUUUUAAUUUGCGAGCUGUAAAAUCAAGAUUAUUUAUUAAUAGCCAUCAAGUUAAUAGCGAGCAGAAAAGUGAUCCUGAACCAGAGAUAAUCCAGCAGACGGAAAAUAUUGAUGAACUAAUCAACGGAGUUUCGGAAGUGCAAAAGAAAUCCGAUGCGACCAUUGAGUUUCGAAACGUAUGGAAAAAGUUAUCUGAUCAAUUUGUGGUGAAAAACUUCUCACUCAAAGUCUAUCAGGGCGAAGUGGUAGCGCUACUGGGCCAUAAUGCGUCGGGAAAAUACACAAUUAUUAACAUGGCCUCCGGACUGCUAUUGCCUUCCUCUGGCAAAAUCUUUAUGUGUGACCGAGACAUGGCAAAGUUUCAAAACUUUAAACACGUUGGCCAUGCCAUCCACCGUAUUGAAACCCAUACAGAGUUCAACGUGCUAGAGCAUCUUAUGUUUUUCUGUAGGCUGCGGGGUCUGAAACACAAUGAAGCAAGAGAAGAAACAUUAUUAUUUUUGCGUUCCAUGAAAAUGGAGGAUCUAGAAACAACUCCAGUCAGGUUUCUUACCAGCGGCCAGAAACGUAUAUUGCAUACAUUGUGUUCCUUUGCCGGAAGAACACGAAUUGUGCUGCUCCACAAUCCACUUGAAGGAGUGGAUGAAGAUAAGACAAAGUUGUUCUUACAUUUUUUUCAGGAGCUGAAGAAGAAUCGCACAAUUUUACUGACAACCCACAGCCCAACUGAGGCUAGAAAUCUUGCCGAUCGCAUAGCAAUUUUGUCGAAUGGUAGACUGCGUUACUGCGGAACAGAAAACAUGUUUUUUAAGAAGUUCAAAGACGGUUAUCGCUUGCUUUUUUUCGCUAAAGAGCAAUGCGAUAUUGGUAAAUUGACUAUGUUCUUAGAAUAUUACGUUCCUGGUGUUCAACUUGAAUCACAGUUGGGCGAUUGUACAACUUUCGUUAUAAUGUAUACCAGAUUAUCUGAAUUAACUAGUUUGCUGGAUGAUUUGCAAAAACGUAAAGGAGAUUUGAAUAUCAACAGCUUUUAUCUUAAGGAUUACAAUUUUGAUGACAUUUACUAUAAUGUUCUGAAAACUGAACAAAUGGAAUACGCUGCUGCGAAUAUUGAAGAGUUUAAUGAAUUGAUUUAUAGAAUACGAGAAGACAGACAGUCCCGUUUGGAUCUCAGUAAAAAACAGAUCAAUCCAUUAUGGUGCAAGCACACUUUGAUUGUUUUACACAAGUGUUUAAUCCGAGACAUACGAUUCUACAGUCUGCCAAUGCUGCAAAUAUUUCUGCCUACGCUGAUGGCCAUCUGGGCAUUGAGUAUUCCGUAUCUGCGUCACAACAUCGAAAUUAAACCCUUCCCCGUUAGCCGCUUCGGUACAGCCACUACUCUAGUGCAAGUAAAAGCUACAAGCUGGCCACUAACAACCGCAGGCAAUAAAUACGCAAGCGAAGGCGCCACAAAACUGGAAGCGGAUAAGGAUAUUAUGGAAUAUAUGCGCAACUCUUGUGCAGACCAUCACAUGCUAACCGAUAUGAAGUUUAUUGCUGCAGCCAUAUUUCAUGACAACAAAGUUGAGGCACUGUUCAACAACAAAUGGCUUCACACUGCUCCGAAUAGUCUGGCUCUAGUUAUGAAUGUGCUGGCCUUUGCUCUUGUGGAUUCCGAUUCAAGGAUUUAUGUGGAAAUGGAGCCAUUACCUUAUACUACAGCUCAUGCUGUGCAGCUGGAUUAUGGCAUCGAAAGUAAUACUUUAAUAUUUAAUAUUACUCUAUGCUUCUGUUUCGGCUUUAUCUGGACCCUGCCUUUGUUAUAUUUUACAUUGUGGCGUGGAAGUCGCUACGUGCAAAUUGAGGUGAUUGCCGGAAUGCCGAGCUGCAGACUAAGCAUGGCCUCUUUUGUGUAUGAGGUUCUAAAGGUAGUCAUAUGCUGCUCACCCUUAAAUUUGGCCAUAAUUUUUGUUCACCAUGACAUCCUUAUGAAUAUGGAAGCUUUCAUGUCUUUUAUUUACACAUUACUUGUAUCUGCUUUCUGUGUCCAGUGCAUGAAUCUUUUGGUUUCCUUCUGUUUGGCAGAGCCCCAUUCUGGUUAUUUAAUAUUUUCAAUAUUAUUAUCGUUAGGCAUAGUGACAUAUGUUCGAAUGUUUGAGUUUACACCGGCAACACUGGAAAAAACUGCUCUUCUGUCUUGGGACUUACAUCCCCACUUCGCACUAAUUCACAACCUGAUGCGAUCUAACAAGUUCAAUGAUAUAACAGGCCUGUGCAGUGACCAGCAGACAUAUGAGACUAGUGUGCACUUGGAGCAAUGUCAAAAAAAGCCAGACUGUUGCGGUGAGUUUAUUUUUACCAAUUAUUUCAACAAACCCUUAAAAAGGUUUAAUAUAUUUAUUUUACUUACAGAUAAAAGCGCACGGGAUUUCCAAAUAUUUUAUUCAUUUAUGAGCACAUAUCUUUUGAUACUGGUGGUGUGGAUCUUGAUUUAUAUAUGUUUUCAUUUACAAAGGGUCAAACGUGUGCCGCGCCGACAAAACGGUCUUUGGAACUUUAAUUCAGACAGUCAGUAUGACCAGAAUGUGUCACACGUUGGUCAGCGAAAGGAGCUAGACAUCACCUGGAUUCGUGAAAAGUCGCGAACACGUACUCUCGAACGGCAAUCCAUUAAGGCCAAGCCGAUACAUGUAGAAAAUCUAGGAGUUUUCUUUGGACUCAACGUUGCGCUCAAGCAUAUAAAUUUUAUGGUAGAAUGGUACCAAAUCUUGUGCAUUUGUGGACAAAAUGGAGCUGGAAAAACAGUGUUGAUAAAAGCGCUUCUAGGCAGUUACUUCCACCAGACAGGCAAUAUAAGUGGCUUUAUUAACCAGCCCAGCCAAGAGGAAAACUGUAUUCAUGCCACAUUUAGGGCUCAGUUUGAUGAAAUGGUUAAUCCGCUGACGGUAUUAGAAACCAUUGAAAUGGUGCUGCAAAUUCGUGGGCUAUUGCAUUUAAAUCUGAAAAACGUGUCACUGGCCUUAUGCAGGAUCUUCGACAUUUAUAAUUUUCGGCUAUUUCCUAUUGGCUCAUGCAGUCUUGGUGUACAACAGCGUCUACGUAACGCCAUAGCUCUAUCUGGUUAUGCUGAUUUAGUCUUGCUGGAUGAACCUUUUAACCACCUGGAUGUUGUCAGCAAACACAACAUUCAUAAUUUAAUGGAAGCCUUGUGUAGGCAUGGCUAUUCAGUGGUCUGCACUUGCUCCAAUACAGUUGAUUGUCAAACCGCUCCCCGUAUUGCUAAACUUAACAGCUCCAGUAUCAGCGCCUUUGGUGAGAGGCAGGAGCUGAUGGACAAGAAUUCAAAUUAUUACGUCGUUGAAGCUCAAAUUGAUAUUCUUAAGCUUACAGAUCGAACAUUUCGUACGGAAUUACUUUACCAGACGUUUACUGACGUUGACGGAAGUAUCCAGACUAUGAUAAAAGAGGUACAGGAGCAGAAUGAUAAGAGUAAAUUUAAUCUCAAGCCUGAGAUGGGGCAUACAGAGAUUCCUUCUAUUCAUUUUAUGAUGUGUCGUCUAAUUGAAAAAAUAUUUCCACAUGCAAUUGUUAAAACAGCAAGUUUUCACACGACGUGCUUUUGGUUAUCGAAUAAUUUGUACUCUUUUUCGCACAUACUUAAAACGCUGGAGAAGUACAAACACAUUUUUUACUCCUUCUCAAUUGCUCCACCAGCUGUAAGCUCCACAUAAAGAAAUUAAAUGCUUAUUAU